AUUGCCCUGUAAGGUAAAUCAGUUAAAAUCAACCUCUCCUGCCCUGAGUUGAUAGGUAGGGUUAGGGUUGCCAGAUGUCACAAAGUUACAGGAUGCUCAGUUUUAGGGUAUAUCCCUUAUUCUAUAAGGGUUACAGUAAAAAAUAUUCAUUAUGUGAAAUUCAAAUAUAACUGGGUAUCAGGUAUUCUAUGUGGCAACCCUAAGUAGGGGAGUACGGGUAAGGCAAGAGAUUAGAAGAUUUGCAGUCUCGAAGGUUUCUGCACCUCGAUGGGACACUAGAAAGGAAGGCUUCUGGGCCUUUCUGGCUCUGGGAAUGAAGCGUGGAAAACCCUCCUUACGCGGGCGCAGUGCUUCAAGCAGCCAAGCCCUGACUUCCGAGGGAAGAAAGGAGGCCAUGGGCCUCUGCCAGAGCCCUUCUCUGAACUCUAUGGUCAGCAGAGUUCAAAACGACCUGCGAGGUCUGGCGCUUAGCUCCUAAUGGGGUCUCCAGUCCAGCGGCGACGGCCAGCGGCUAGACGCCAUCCGCCCGACUCCAAGAUGGCGCCCGCCACAGCUGCCAGGUGUUAAGAUGGUGGCGCGGGGCCGCGCCCGCGCUCCCACACUCUCCUCCCCCAGCCUUCCUCGGGCUGGUAGCACGACUCGCGUAGCCGUGCGCGGGUUGCCUUUCGACCUGGGCAGUGGUCCUGGCUGCCGGUCGACGACCGCCCCGCGUCAUGCGGCUCCUCAGCUGGUGGCAAGUACUGCUGUGGGUGCUGGGGCGUCCCGUCCGCGGCGUGGAGGUUGCAGAGGAAAGUGGUCGCUUAUGGUCAGAGGAGCAGCCUGCUCACCCUCUUCAGGUGGGGGCUGUGUACCUGGGUGAGGAGGAGCUCCUACAUGACCCGAUGGGCCAGGACAGGGCGGCAGAAGAGGCCAAUGCGGUGCUGGGGCUGGACACUCAAGGCGAUCACAUGGUGAUGCUGUCUGUGAUUCCUGGGGAAGCUGAGGACAAAGUGAGUUCAGAGCCUAGCGGCGGCACCUGUGGCGCUGGAGGAGAGGAGGACUCAAGGUGCAACCUCCGAGAGAGCCUUUUCUCUUUGGAUGGUGCUGGAGCACACUUCCCGGAUAGAGAAGAGGAGUAUUACACAGAGCCAGAAGUGGCGGAAUCGGACGCAGCCCCGACAGAGGACUCCAAUAACACUGAAAGUCUGAAAUCCCCAAAGGUGAACUGUGAGGAGAGAAACAUUACUGGAUUAGAAAAUUUCACUCUGAAAAUUUUAAAUAUGUCACAGGACCUUAUGGAUUUUCUGAACCCAAACGGUAGUGACUGUACUCUAGUCCUGUUUUACACCCCGUGGUGCCGCUUUUCUGCCAGUUUGGCCCCUCACUUUAACUCUCUGCCCCGGGCAUUUCCAGCUCUUCACUUUUUGGCACUGGAUGCAUCUCAGCACAGCAGCCUUUCUACCAGGUUUGGCACCGUAGCUGUUCCUAAUAUUUUAUUAUUUCAAGGAGCUAAACCAAUGGCUAGAUUUAAUCAUACAGAUCGAACACUGGAAACACUGAAAAUCUUCAUUUUUAAUCAGACAGGUAUAGAAGCCAAGAAGAAUGUGGUGGUUACUCAAGCUGACCAAAUAGGCCCUCUUCCCAGCACUUUGAUAAAAAGUGUGGACUGGUUGCUUGUAUUUUCCUUAUUCUUUUUAAUUAGUUUUAUUAUGUAUGCUACCAUUCGAACUGAGAGUAUUCGGUGGCUAAUUCCAGGACAAGAGCAGGAACAUGUGGAGUAGUGAUGGACUAAAGAAGUUGGAAAGAGGAACUUCAAUCCUUCGUUUCAGAAAUUAGUGCUACAGUUUCAUACAUUUUCUCCAGUGACGUGUUGACUCGAAACUUCAGGCAGAUCAAAAGAAUCAUUUGUUGAACAACUGAAUGUAUAAAAAAAAUUAUAAACUGGUGUUUUAACAAGUAUUGCAAUAAGCAAAUGCAAAAAUAUUCAAUAGAGUGGACUAUUCUUGUUUUUACUGCAUGAACUUAAUCCAGUAUUUGAAAAGUAAUCCAGUUUGAAAUGUGAAGAUGUAUUCUGGUAGAACAGUGAGUAGAAUGACAUGCUUACUAUACAGAAGGCAAAAAUAGGACUCUCAGAUAAUAGUUUUAGGAAACCCUUGAUUUUUUAUAUAUGUUUAAGAAGGUUAGUUUUCUGUUUCUUUGCAAUUUUUCUUCCAGAGUCCAUAGCAGGAAAGUAUGUAACGAGAAUUGGUUAGUGUGACCCCCUCAAGUAGCAAGUGAUGGAAAAUAAAAGAAUCAAAUACCUUGA
Chlorocebus sabaeus (green monkey) is the source of this 2284-nucleotide messenger RNA. It is a transcript of the gene TXNDC15, whose product is annotated as thioredoxin domain containing 15. Gene Ontology annotation, biological process: cilium assembly. Gene Ontology annotation, cellular component: cilium. The record is from RefSeq and is a predicted model, not a curated record. NCBI's taxonomy places the organism in Eukaryota, Metazoa, Chordata, Mammalia, Primates, Cercopithecidae.